Messenger RNA from Menidia menidia (Atlantic silverside), 2811 nucleotides. The record is from the annotation of a GenBank genome assembly. NCBI's taxonomy places the organism in Eukaryota, Metazoa, Chordata, Actinopteri, Atheriniformes, Atherinopsidae.
AUGACCGUUCGUGCCUCGCGACCGUGGAGCAACGGCAGCGGGGCUCGAGGCGCGGAGCCUGUGGGGGAGGGUCACAACCGGAUAUACUUUCAAAUUCGCCCUAAUUUUGUAAUGAAGAGGCUGAGAAACACCAGUGGAAAUGCUACAUCCAGACCCAAUGCCUCCGUAGGUUUGUCACAGAUCCAAACCUAUACGUUCGUGUUGAUCUGCUGAGAGCGUUCCCAGUGUCAGAGCCCAGCGAUGUGGAUCUGCAAUGAGACGGACGCCAGUGUGGACUUCCGGCUCUGCAAGGACUUUGGCCUCACCCUGUCGGCCUUCUCCCUCAUCUACCUCCUGGUGUGCUUCCCGUUGGGGCUGUGCUACAAUGUGCUGCUGGUCGUGGUGAACCUCUCCAACAAAGUGUCCAUGACCAUGCCGGACGUCUAUUUCGUCAACAUGGCCAUCGCCGGCCUCGUGCUCAACCUGGUGGCCCCCGUGGAGCUCCUGAGCUCCACCUUCACCCGCUGGCACGCGUGGGAGUACAGCAACGAGGUCUACAUCACCCUGCUCAUCCUCUUCAACAUCUCGUCCCUGGUCAUCAUGUACUCCACCACGCUGCUCAGCCUGGAUUACUACAUAGAGCGGGCGCUGCCGCGCACCUACAUGUCCAGCGUCUACAACACCAAACACGUGUGCGGGUUCAUCUGGGGCGGAGCCGUGCUCACCAGCUUCUCCUCGCUGCUCUUUUACGUGUGCAACCACAUCUCCACCAAGAUGGUCGAGUGCUCCAAAAUGCAGAACAAGGAGGCGGCGGAUGCCAUCAUGAUGUUCAUCGGCUACGUGGUCCCAGCUGUGGCGGUCCUUUAUGCCUUCGUGCUCAUCCUGCGCAUCAGGAAGGAGUCCACCCCUCUGGACCAGGACGCGGCCCGACUGGACCCGUCCAUACACAGGCUGCUGCUCGCCUCGGUCUGCGUGCAGUUCGUCCUGUGGACGCCGUAUUACUUGACCCUGUUGGUGCACACGGUGGCGGGCGCGCCGGGCUACAUCAGCAGUGAACGUUACUUCCCCGCCCAUCACUUCAUGAGAUGUUUUUCCAAGCUGCUGGCGUUCUCCAGCAGCUUCGCCAUGGCCCUCAUGUACAGGCAGAUGAACAAGAACUUCUCCAGCAAGCUCCAGCGGGUGCUCAGGAGGCUGCACUGCCGAGACCAGCCCUGCCCUCAUGAACGCUCCACAGUGCAGCAAGUGGUGACGUGAGAGCCCUCCUGAGAGAUCACAGGCGCCCCUCCGCCCCCCCCCGCCCAUUCCUCCUCCUCUCCUCUUAUUCCAGCCAGCACUUAUCCCCACUUCUUCCGUACAGAGCCAGUAUCUGAGCGGGCUUCCUCAAGACUCUGGACUGUGCUGAGUGCGACAUAGCUGACUGUGGAAUUUCCUGUCACUUUCCAGAGCUCGAUCCGAUCUGCCUGGCUCUGCAGUGAUAGGAGGAACCGCGCGAAAAACCACUAAGUGCUGCUUCUUUUCAUCAGUACGUUAAGCUCUCCAAUAGGACAAUUGGGCUUCUGGGUUCAGGGUUGUGGAGUGUGUACAAUCAUCCAAUAGCUCACAGCGUGGCAUUAUCUGAGUUUCAUGCCUAGAAAACCAAAACGGCCAUCUCUAAGGACUGCAUCGUUUCAGUGGGUGUGGGUUGGUGCUGUGAAUUGGUUUGCGAUUUGACUAAUGCACGACUGCCUACGUCUCACUUUAAUCUCUCAAAAUGCUGUGAUGUGAUUUGAUUAUCAGUCUUUGCAGGGUUGCUGCAUGUUCCUUUUCCCCCUGACACUCAAGUCGAAGCAUUACACGAUAAGCUUUGGUUAUCAGAUGAAGCCAGGCCAUUUUGUUACUAACGCAGCACUCUGACGGAGGCUGGCUGGUUUAUCAACAGUCCACCACAGCUAAUGAACAAUGUGUGGCAAAUCCCGACACCAGCACACGGCCCUGCUAACCACUCUCUUUGUUCAAUGCCUCCAAACUACAAGCCUGGGUUACUUGAAUGAGAGGACUGUUCUUCUAAUGUUGUGUCCCGAUCAGCUAACUCAAUCUGCUUUUUAAAGGCUAAAAUGAAAUAUUGAUGGUUCUAUAGAGAAAAUGUAAGUUUUUAAAAAAAAAUCAACACCAGAACUUUACCGUAGCUAAAAGUGAGUACUGUUAUGAAAAUAUGUUCUCUUUUUUUUUUUCACAAUGUGGUUCUAAUCUACUCAGUCAUGAAGAGAUUAUUCCCACAUGUGUCAAGCUUCUCAGCAGAUUUUCUCCAGUAGAUUUAUAUGAAUCCUCACCACUUUAAAACCACACGAAGACUGAAAGAAAAGCUUGUAUUCAGGGUUCAGAUAUGACCAGUAUACCUCUUAUGAUCUCUGCUGAAACAACACGUUAAACCAACCCCUUAACCUGAGCAGUUAGCCCACUGUGGGGUUUCUGUUGGGCUUUGUUUCACUUCUGUUGGAAUUAUGCAUGCAAAGCCUCACACGAGGUCACGCAUGGGGCCCUGAGGAGGUGGCAUGUACAUUCCCUCCUGAGUGGCUGCAAGGUUUUGUUCAGUGGAAAUACUCAGACUGGGUCACAAUAGACGCAUUAUCAAAAACCCUGUUAGAAUAUGAAACGCUCUCAUUCCUGUCACCUUGUGAGCAGUGUGUGUUUAACAAGUUUGAACCGUAAUGCUGCUCGGAUGCAUUAAAGCUGCUUUGCUUUCUCACCUGCCACUUAGUAAAGAAUAAGCAGCCUUUCUUAUAGUGAUGAGACCCACUUAUGAUAUGCUAAAUAAAGAUGUAUUAUUGCACAAUGUCUGUUGCGUGUCUGCGC